This is a messenger RNA of Xyrichtys novacula (pearly razorfish), 42426 nucleotides long. Lineage: Eukaryota; Metazoa; Chordata; Actinopteri; Labriformes; Labridae. The record is from the annotation of a GenBank genome assembly.
CCAUGGUAUAAAUAAAAUAUUCUUUACUUCAGGCCAACUCUGUAAAGUAAAAAUGUGAUCCUACAGUUGACGUACGCUUUAUUACGCAAGCAAUAGAGGUCAAAUCCUGGUGUCAGUGCAACAGUCAGGUGGUGGCUUUAAGCAAAGCCUUCCUCGUGUGCAGGGAGUACAAAGGAGUUCUUGAUAUUCUCAAAACCGCAAAAACCUCCAUAUCCCUCUCAAGUUUCCUGUUUUUUAACUUCAUGUUCUCAGUGGGGAUGGGGAUUUGUGCCAGAAUCAGAAAAGGUAGAACUAGAAUAACAUUAACCAUACUCACUGAGUUAGAGUCAUGUAUUUUGAUUCUUUAACUCUUGUUAAUGUUAAUUGUAUUUUCUGGUGCUUUAGUCAUGCUCUUAGUUGUUUGCUAAUAUUAAUGGUGUUUUGGAGAACAACUAAUUAACUCUAAAUCAAAUCAUUGGUUUUACUGUGAAAACUCAUCUCUCGAGGUAUUUUGGCUGAUUGUACAAGUAAAUUGUGGUUGAAAACAAAUACCAACCAGCCUGAAACACGCCUAUAAAGACAGGAAAGAGGUCAUGUAAAAUUUAUAGUGUGUUCAAACCAGGAAAGGAAGACCACAUAGACUGUAUAUGGUAUAUACAGUCUAUGGAAGCUCCCUUGUCAGAGUGACACAGUAGGAUGAACCUUCUCUCACAGCGAUGUGAUGUGAGGAUCAGCUGGUGUUCAGAGCUGUUUUUAGCCUCCACUGUCUCAUUUGCCAUGACUGGCACACACUGAGACUUAAAAAUGACCAGCUGGAGACCAGCUACACAGACACGGGGGGCCGCUAGUGCGUCACCGGGUCAAAUACAGCGGUAAAAGGGAGAAACAUAUUCCAGCAGCAGCAGCAGCGCUCUCAUUUCAGUCCAGAUAAAAAAGGUGCUAUAGUUAAUGGAUCACUAGAUAUCCAGCAGUCAGGAUUAAAGAAAUGAUGCUAAUCUGAGAAAAUCUCUCUCCUAUAUAUCCUCAGAUCCUCCUCUGAUGAGAGGAUCAAUGCCGCUGUCAUUAAUUGAGUCUUUCUGUCAUUGAGGGUUUGCCGAACAAUCAGCAGAGUCUCUAGGAUAUAUAACAUACUAUUGUGAUCAGUGAUGCCAAGCCGGAAACCCCUGUCUUCCUUUUUCUUUUUUCAUGCACAGCUGAGCCAAUUACCUGAUGAUCUAGUCAGUGGCAUCCUUAAAUUAGAUAUACUUUAUUUCAACAAAAGCUAGUCCAAAAAUCUCAGUUUAUUACAUUUGUGUUAUUUCACUUCCAAGCCCCCUCCUCCAGAACGUGGUCCUUAUGUUGUGUAAUAUCUCGGAGAGAAACUUUGCUUUCCUUAAAGGUCAAACCAUGACAACAACAAAAACAAAAAACAAAAAAAAAACACAAAAUCAAUGUGAAACUAUAAUAAGUGACUCAUUGCAAUCAAGAGUAAAUAGGUCAGAAAAGGUUUGCAGUCAUUUCUUGAUUAAAAAGUCAAACUACAUAAGAAUUCGUCAUUUUGUUGUCAUUUCUUUGUAACUUUGAAAGUGAUACAUAAAAAAUUUACAUAAAACAUGGGCAUAAAAUAGUGAGUAUGACUGAGAACAAUCAGCAUCUAUCCUAUGUGAUAAGAAGGCUGGAUAGUUUGAUCUACAGUGUUUGUGGGUCUGAGUUUCCAGCACUUUAUGAUUUGUAAUUUGACUUUUUACAAUAGGGAAGGAUCAGUUUUGUCAUUAUCAUUACACCAAGUUAAUUCAGAAAGAAAAGUUUCUAACACACACACACACACACACACACACACACACAGAUACACAUAUACAUACACAUACACAUACAUAUCCUCCUGCCUCUCAUUACCUUGUUGCCAACCUGCAGGGACUAUUCCUGGGAUGGCUCAUAAUAAGGUGGGCUAAUUAGCCUUGGUUCUAAGGGAAUCAAUUUUCCCAUUACUGUUACACAUGCUGGGAUUUAUCUGCAGGUGUGUGUGUGUGUGUGUGUGUGUGUGUGUGCGUGUGUGUGUGUGUGUGUGUGUGUGUGUGUGUGUGUGUGUGUGUGUGUGUAAUGUCAGGGUUGGUCACUGGUAAUUGCUAACAUUUUCAUUUUUUCUUUGAGCUGAGGACAAAGAGAAUAAAUUACUAGUGUACACUUUUAGAUGGCAGCCAUUAAAAGGCCACUUCAGCCAUUUGAUAUUUUAUUCUUUUAAUGUGAUCAAAUUAAAACCUGUUUUAUCAUUCCCCACACAUUUCCUUUUUUUCUGAAAUUAUUCAGCUUACAUACCUUAAAGAAAUCGUUUUCAAGGUUUUAUGACCUAUAAAAAUCAAGAGCUGCUUUGGUGUUAAAGUGGGAAGCAUUCAUGGCGAAAGAGCUCUUCUAGUACAUUGGUAAUUAUAACCUUUCUUCCAAACUUUCUCCUGCAACAACUUGAAAAGUCAUUGUUGGGUCUUUUAUUUCAAGCUGAUCACCAUUUCUAAUAGCUACAGCCACGCAUUCUCAAUAUCUGGCCUUUAUUCCUACCGUGGAAAUGAUAAAACUGAUGACAUGUUUCAUCACCUCUUGCUUUUCUUGGCACCAUGCAAACACCAUCAUGUGUGCAUGAGCAGUAAACUGAUCUCCAAGAAUAGCCCUCUGACAUGUUGAGUCCCCAGGCGUAUCUGAGAAGCGACCAGAAAUAGGCAAAAAUGUGGAGUUUGGCGCUUACAUGUGUGACAAAGCCAGAGGGUGAGAUUUCAUAACCUCAUGGUGCCCCAGACACACUAAGAAGAAAAUAGCAAAGAUAGAUCAAUUUUUAUGAGUGUUUGGAAGAGAAAGCCAUCUUUUCAAAAUGUUCAUAUACUUCGGCUACGAUAUAAUUCCCAUAAAAAAGUCCCAUCAGCUUUGUAUUAAGGUAGAAAAUGAGAAAGGGGACACGCAGGCAGUCAACCUGAGCUACAUUGACAUGUUUCAUCCUCCUCAAUCACCUAACAUAAUCUCCUGGUUGAUGAAGGCUGCAAAAUGUCUGGUCUCUUCUAUGCUUUACCACUGAGAGCAUCAGCCUGCACCAACUGCGUUCCAGCAUCCACCUUCAGGACUGCGCAUGAACCAAGCAAACAAGAGUCUACUGCUAUAAUGCUUUAAGAAUUCAGUUCACAGACCCUCAGAAACAGGCUAAACUGCUAGCACGGCUAAAGGAGCUUUGUAUGGAAAUAGUUGGAUAUCAUGUUCUGAUCAAAUCCUCAAAUUUUGACAUGGUGUGUUUGCACUACUUUUAAUCUUACAGUCUUAUAAAGCUGCCAACUUGCAUGUAGAGCAGGGAUGGGCAAUUUUUUUUUACAUGGGGUUACAUGAGAAACCUGAACUGUGCUGGAGGGCUGAACCAACAAUAACUUACAAUAACAAUAACUACUUGUUAAAAACAAGCCCCAGAAAAGUGCACCCGCGGCUCAUGAGUUUUACAAGCGACUUCAGAGAGAAACAAGCUUAAAGUCUUUUAUAAUAGGCGGACUUGGCAACUCUAUGGCAUCUACGAAUAUUUUGUCAAUGUUUUAACUUGUCUCCGUUCAUGAAUUUAGGUUUAGGAUGUACGCACAUGCGUUCAAACAGAAAUAAAACAACGGCUGGGUUUUCAAAAUAAAAGCAACACACUUUCAUAGCAUGUUGAUGAGAUUGACGGACCUCACGAAGGGUAUAUCCAAGGGGACGUAAAAUGCCCUGGUCUGAUGUAGAGGAUUUGCGAACAUUUUUUAGCCACAAAACAUUUCUUUCUUUACUUUUUUAUUUUUUUUUUUACCCUGACUUAACCUCUUGUAUGUGCUUAGAAAUUAUGGAAAUGGUCAUCUUGCUCUGCUGCCUGCUGUGAUAUGUUAACUCCUCUUAAUUAAGUUCAGUAAACUAUAUGUCAGCCAGAUUCAGCAGUUUCUAAUCUCCCAAAGGCCUAAACUGUGCUGAGGUGUUAUCUCAACUCAUAACACAUGAACAUGUGAAAUCAUUCUAUAUGCAGUGAUGUAGCCACUGAAACAGUAUAUCAACCAUUUGCAGCUCUGACACCUGCAGACAGUCGAUAACCUUGAUUUUCCAGCAUUAUUCACACAAAGACACACAUAUUUCAGCACAUCCCAAAAUACACACAUUCAUCAUUGUGUCGUCAUACACACACGUAUCAUGCUGUCAAAGUCAUGAAGGAGGCAACAUGGUUCAAGUUCUUAAUGAACAUGUUUGUUAUAUUGAUGUAUACAGUUAGCUCAUCCUCAUCUGCAGCAGUCAGACUUCAUAUUUAAAGCUGAAGAAGAGAGAUCUGCAGAGAAACUGAUUUAUUUACACCUUUAUUUUUCAUGUUCGUACAGUAAGAUGUUGAUCUAAAUGAGGAAACUAUAACCUUCUCAUUCUGUCUCCCACUCUUAUCUCUGUCUGGUUUCAUUUGGGUUUUUCUGCUGACAUGAUUCACACUAUCACACAGCACAUGAUGGUCAUAUAUAAACCACUCCAACAUUGAUUCAUUCUGUGGUUGUCUGGCUCCCUGACUUACAUGACGUUGAUUGUUUUAUGUACUAGGCUACUGUCCAGCUGCUCCAAUAUUGUUUUUUUGUUUUUUUUUUACUUUAAAAAGCUAAAAGUAUGACUGUUUUAAUUUGGCGGUCCAUUAUGUUGGGAACCAACAGGUGGAGGGUGGGUGUCAGACAAACUGAUGACAUGCAAACAUACAAGAUUUCUGAUAUUUGGGUAUCAAAGUAAAGCAAGAAGAAAUUUUUAAAUGGGAAAAACAACUUUUUUUACAUAAUGGACAAAAUCAGCAAUGGCUACUUUGUCCACUGGGGGCACCCAAAUCAUCAGGAGCCCAAAAUUUCUUACAGGAGCUUUAAUUGAACUAAUAAUAGACUGGAGUUUGCAGUUUGCCUUGUUCUGUUUUCUAGUUUUUACAAGGGUGUAUGAAUUUCUUACAUGUUGAAUUGAUUUUAAAUGUGAUAAAUUAUCAGUUCGGUGCAAACAUGAGAUAAACUGUUUCCCUUCCCUGUCACUAACUGUGCUCAGUCAUUCUUUCCACUUUGUGUCUUCGUAUGUGGACUUACUCUUGGGGUUUGUUUUGGUGUUGGAUUCCUUUCAGAGUGAGGAGGCUGCAGUCUGGUGCCUGCUUACUUGGUUCUGCUGUUACAGCCUCAAGGACAUCACGUGCAGAGGAGCCUGAAGGGAAGCAAAGUCGUGCAUCACAACAGCGAGUGUCCCAUCUGAGUUGAGUGAAAUGCCUCAUACUUCACUUCAAAUGUUGUUUGUUUCCUAAAUAAUGGGUUAUUGAUUUGUAAAUCUUUAUCAGUGACAGUGUUACUGCAUCUUUGGGCAAAUAUUUGCUUUGAAUCAGCCAGAGAGUGAAGACUUCUAAGUUCCCAUACCUAAGUGCAAACGUUUGUUAGUAUUUUUAUCUAAGAGAGGGAGGGCAUCAUGACAAGCUGAAAUUGUGCGAAUUAUAACAUUGUCUGUCUUCUCUUUGAUUGUUUUGUCAUAAACUUUUAAAACUGCUUGUGGAUGACCUCUCUGACCCCACCCAAGGUCAAAACCUGACACUGUGGGGAUGUUGUAACCUCACACUGGUUACAUUGGUGCCACUUCCUCAUGUUAGUUUGACACCAUGACCUGAUUUUGGCUUCAUGUCAUACGCUGGUGUCAUUGGUGUCAUUUAGUCUUGUUAGGAUGACCUAAAAACCUUAAUGACCUGAGGCUGUUUUGACAACAUAUGCUGACACUGGUUUGAAGUCAAUACCUGAUGUGCCAAUGUCAUAUGCUGAACUUAGUGUAACAUCAUAAUUAAAUGUUUGGUGAGGCAUCAGCUCCGGGGAUGAUGUUAAAACUUACAUUGGUGAGAUGUAAUGAGCUGAUGUUGGUUUUGAAAUUAAAAUCUGACAUUGGUUUGAUGUUAAAAUCCAACAUCAGAACCUGUCAUUGGUUACAUUUAAAACUCCAAACUGGUUUGAGGUCAAAUCUGAUGUAAGGGUGAUUUCAGGACCUCACACUGGGAGAACUUCAUGACCUGACAUCAUUUUUGAUUACCUAAUUAACCCUCUGAUUAGAUGGCCUGACGUAAGGUCCAUGUCAUCAUCUGACAGUAGUUUGGCGUCAUAAUGUGAUGUUUGGUGGACCUUAGAACCUGGUAAUGGGCAAGUGUUAGUAUUAAGCACUUGGAUGAAGUCAUUAGCUGCACCUGCUGCUGUAUUUUUUAAUUAUUUUUUCUGGGAUUUUAGUUUCUUGAUUUGUUUUCUGAGUUCUUUUGUGUUUCAUUUUCCACCUUUUCUUCUUGUGCACAUUUUUGCUUGUAUGUUGAAACGCUUCAUAAACUCAAGUUCUUACAGGCGUUAGGUUCUUACAUUAUUGUUGAUAUUAAUAUUGAUAUUAUUGUCAGAGUUGAAUGUUAAUUUAUUAUGUUUAUUUAUUAUGAUACUUAUGAAGUAGUAUAAGUAGUAUGAUUGUUGUUGUUGUUGUAGUUGAUUUUGGUAGUAUCAUUGUUACUAUUGUCAUUAAAUUAUCAUUUUAUUAUGUUAUGAUGAUGAUGAUGAUGAUGAUGAUGAUUAUUAUUAUUAUUAUUGUUGUUGUUGUUAUCGGUUAUUAUGACUAUUAUUAUUAUUAUUAUUAUUAUUAUUGUUGUUGUUUUUGUUUUUGUUGUUGUUGAUAUCGGUUAUUAUUAUUAUUAUUAUUAUUAUUAUUAUUAUUAUUAUUAUUAUGUUCAGAGCAGGGGCGGAAAUCUCAGACCCUCUUAUUCAGAACUAAUUUGUGUUAAUUCUGGAGUGAUCUUUCUGGUUUAAGCCGAAUAAGCCAAUUCAAUUAAGAGGACUCUAGUAAAGACUAAUAAAGACUUCAGGACAAAUCCAAUUAAUCAAGUGGAUUUGUCCUGGAAAUGAGGAAACUGUCUAUUGGAUGUCCUUUAACAUCGUUUCUUUUACCACUAAGGGGUUUUCUGAUAAAUGUGUAGUAAAUCUGAGUUAGGACGCAGUCGCACAUGUCAUCUACUCCUUCUCCAUCCUCUCUCUCUCUCUCCCUCCCUCGGUCUCUUACAGCUCUCCGCCCCUCGGCGUAUUGGCAGUGGUUGGCGCGCGGCACACGGCGUGGACUUGGAGAUGUCUUGGCAGUAUUACGCACGACGAGACGACUAUUGCGAAAGCCUCCAUUAGAAGAACAGGACACUUAAUCGCCGAACCGGACUGACUCCCAACUUUUGAUUUCGUGAUCACUCCUUUCAGUGCCUCCAGAAAUCAUUUUCCUCUCAUCAUUUUUUUCUGCUCGCAUGUGAAAGUCAGUCUCCCUGACCGCAGCAGCAGCGUUCCUGGGUCUGGAUGACUUUUCCUCCUCGUGUCCUCUAGGCUCGGUGGCUAUAAAGGAACAGAGAGGAUGUAAACAGCGUGGGGAGGGAACAAACUCUACGAAGCAACAGUUUUUUUUUUAUUUGGAGAUCCCAAUAAACGAGAGGAUGAUCCCGCCAGCCAACACGGUACAGGACGAAAGUGGGGGCAAAGAGGACGAACAGGAGCAGAAUGAGACACCAAAAUCCCCGACGGCGAACUCCAGUCAGCAGGAAACCAAGGUAAGACUGUCCUGUAAUGAUUAACUCUUUACUCUCACUUUAAUCUUAACUUGUGGAUCGCACUGUAUAUCAGCCAAACUCCUGUUAAUACAAAAGAGUAAAAAGGGGGAAUGGAAAUGUCAAUAAUUAUCACUCAGCAAGGAUCUGUUCCUCAACACUCAUUGAAAUACUUAAAUUACCUGAAAGUAAUCUGCAUUUUAAACACAUAUAAAACCCCAAUUUGGCAUUUAUAGGUUUUGUUUGGGUUGUAAAAUACCUGUUACACAGAUAUUUGAGAAUACAUUAAGGACACAUAGGACAGAGAACCCCAACCCAACAUGUUUUUAGUGACCUGGAACUCACAUUAGGUGAAACAGAUCACAUUUAUAUACCAUUUCAAUGACAUUUUUAUAUUUCAGCAUGUAUGAAAGCUUCUCUCAGCUCACUCUUGCUUGUCACUAAAUCUUGUGUGACAUUAAGAUCAGACCUGAAAUGCAUUAUUUUGAACUCUGAAUCAGAUACUAUUCCUUAUCCGAGCUCAACUAGUAAGGAUUUGGAGUCUAAAUCAGUGGUUGCUUUUUUAAGCAUUAGUGAAAAGACUAUCUGAUCAGAGCUCUUGUAAAAGCAGCUGCAUGGUAAGUGGAGUAAUAUGGUGUAAGUGAUGUGUUUUAAUAAAGAAGUGGCAUGUGGGUUGUACUUUUUGCUUGUUGCUGCUAUGGGAAAGUAGGUUGUGUGAUAGAGAUCUGCAGCUGCCUCCGGCAUGUUGCCAUCUAUGGGGGCCACAUGUCGCCCAGACUACUACAAUUAGCUGUAAAAUAUUGGACUAGUCAUCAUGGUGGUGACUCGCUGCAGCAGCUCUUCUUUCCUGUCCUCAAAAAACUCCACAGAGCAGAAAAAAGCCACACACUUUUGAACGCCCGUAAUCUUGUUUUUUUUCUGAGUGACACUUUGUGAAGCAUUUAGCAUUUCUACACCUUGUCCUCUGACAGAUGAUCUGCUCUUUUGUAUUGUGUUUUUUUUAAAGAAUCAAGAGUUUGAUCUCUCACUUUGGCACAUUUGGUCACUAGGAGUUUACGGUGACUCCUGGCUGACUCCUCACAUUCACAUACUGUCUGAGCUUCUGCCAAAUGAUCAUUCUCACUUCCAAUGUUGGAUAUUGAACACUUCAAAAAGACAAGUAAAAGUGGUUUCAAAAGUGUUUACCAACUCAAACAUAAAUUACUCAGGAGGCUCAACGAGUUUUCAACAACUAAGUCAAGCUGUCUUUGUGUCUUUAUUCCUUCUUGAAGAAUACUGUGAGGCCUGAACAUCAAAAGCGCAAGGUGAGCCUCCACUUUUGUGCAGACUGUAGCAUAUACACUGCUGAUUUUAGUCCAUCAUAACAUAAAAUCAUACCUGCAUGUAAAGACAAAAGGUUAAGAUUGCAAUUUCAACUGCUUUCAGUGUCAGUCACUUAGUGGAGUUAAUGCAGCAGAAGAAUCGAUUCAUCAUCACUCAUGUUUGCAGAGGGCACGCUUUGGUUACGAGAGUCAGUGGAUGUUUUUACUCAUUAAGAUCUGUUAUGGCUUUUUCAGUUUGUUUUGCAUCACCUUUAUCACCCUUCAUUAACCCUUUCUGCUUUAUGACAGCACAAUGUUCCUUUAGGUUUGGUUUCAUUAAACUCAGCAUGAGCUCCUCAGUGCAUGCACACACUUCCUCAUUCUGAUUCUCAAGGGGGAAUCCCACUUUAUGUAGACUGAUUUCUUUAAAAUGUACAUGAAACUCGCCUAGGAAGUGGAAGGAGUUAUAACAAUUGCGAAUAGUGAAUACAUUUGAUAUGUCAAAUAUACUGAAAAAAAUACGUCCCAUACUGUUAUGGGAAAACCCAAGUGGUUUCAGAGUAAUACUUGAGUGCACUGUGAAGGUUAUGUGUGAAUGUGUGAUCGGCACAGACAUGCUCCAAAUUGAUUGUUCCCAAAGUGACAUGAAGAAUUGAUUUAUCUGCACCACACCACAGCUACAGAGAUAAGCUCCACUCACUUUGCACAGGCAUGUUAGCCAAAAACAUCAACAGCUAACACUGCAUGUACAGCAUAAUACAUUGUGCAUAACAACAAAUCUAACUUUAGAAGAAGAUGAGUAAAGUUGAAGCACUCAGCAGAUUAACAUGAACUCCUCCCACUUUUAUUUUGACUUAGUCAUAGUUGUAAAUCAGUGCUAGGAUGUAUUGGAUCAUUAGGAGUCCCCCCGUUCCCAUCAAUCACUUACAACAUAAUUUAUUUCUUCAAUCAGAAGCCUGCAGCCACACACACAAGCCAGAAAGCAGAGCCAUAAAAUCACAUUAUAGCUGCUCAGAGAGUCUUUAUUGCGUGUUUGAGCUCAGGAUUAAGUGGGUUUCACUGAAGAGGAAAUACACACUGAGAGGUUAAAUGAGGAGUUGUCAGUGUGAAGUGUUAUGAAUAGUGUUACUGUACUAGAUGAGCCUAAUGAGAUUGAUAUGAGCCGCGGCCAGAAACGGCAGCACAGUGUGUGAGAAAUAGUGUUGAUGUGAUACAUUGCCUUUACCAGAAAACCACAUUACCUGCCAGGUAGGGGACCUCGAAGCUUUUCCACUGAGCAGUAAUACUUUAUCCCUGAGCAGUGGUCUUUUCAUCAGCUGUGGGACACUAGGACAUCUGCCUGAAGGUUCAAGGCACUAAAUUUGUCAUUUGUUGAGGUUAUUACAGACAUUGAUUUACUACACAUCAGUUUUUCUCUCUCCUCUGCCACUCUUUGUGUAUUCUCAAAUGAGAUUUCUGUCUUUUUAUCUCCCUCAGUCCAUUCUCUUCAACUAUUUCUCCCUCCUUCCAGCUGCAGAGACUCAAGCGCUCCCUAUCCUUCAAGACCAAGAGCAUCCGCAGCAAGAGCGCAGAUAACUUCUUCCGAACGAGCAACGACAACAAGACAGAGUUGCUGUCAGAUGUGAGCAGCAGCACUGGCCAUCUCUGCAACAUCGGGAUGGCCCCGCCACACACCACUAACCUCCCCAUCCCUCCAGUCCCACCGGCGAUCCCCUCCGCCCCUCCUCCGACAUCACGCUCCCAGAUACGCAACCCAAUGCAGGUUGACUCAGCAGGACACUGCUUCAUGGAGCACAUCUUUAAGAAACCCACGUUCUGUGAUGUCUGCAACCACAUGAUCGUAGGUAUGGUUACUGUCCUCCUUCCUCUCAAAAAGGAAAAAAGUAAAAGGAAACCAUCCUCAUUGAAUUUUCAUUGUUACUCAGUGAAAUUGUGACUGACACUUUUGGUCACUGUGCUUAAUAACACAAUAGUGAUAAACAUGCAAAAAAGAAGCCUGUCCUUAUUUGCAUUCACUGUUGUUGAUAUUUUUUACUGUCUUUAUAAAGUGAUUUUAAACCAUAAAUUCUAUCCGCUGGUAAUAGUGUGGAGUCAGUGAUCGCAGGGUUUAUUUCUGAGACAGAUUACAUAUCGACACCAGCUUUCUUCUUCUUUACCCGGUGAGCAUUUUGACCCAUUAGUGUGCUCAAAGUUUGCCCUGACAAAUUUGCAGUCUGUCUCAGAAAACUACUGAGUAAGUUAGAAAUUGAACAUUUGCAUGAUUUUGGGCAGAGCAUGAUUGUGUGAGCAGUCAGAUGGAUUACUUAUAGUGGCCUCUACUUUGUUUACUACUUACUAAGGAUGGCACAUCUGUCCAGAUCAGGACCACGAUCCAUAUCAUAUCAUAUCAUAUUGUCCUGUAUCACAUGGGAUCAUAUCCCUAGUCUGUCUGUUGUGUCCUUGGGCAAGACACUUAGCCCACCUUGCUCCCAGUGUGUGUCCUCCACUGGUGUAUGAUUGUGAGUGUUGUGUGGUGAUGGUCAGAGAGGCCGUUGGCGCAAACUGGCAGCCACGUUUCCAUCAGUCUGCCCCAGGGCAGCUGUGACUACUAAGGUAGUUUACCACCACCAGGGUGUGACUGUGUGAGCGAAUGAAUGAUGUAUCCAAUGUAAAGUGCUUUGCACCUGAAGCUGUAAACUGAAUAGAUAAUGCCAGGCCAUGUACCUUUUCUUUCACCAGUUGAUCUUUGCUCAUUGGCUCGGCUUUUCCUUUUCAACAGGCAAAUAUUAAAACUUGACCUCUGUUCAACCUUUUUAAUAACAAUGGCCUCCUGUACAGUCUGCCCAACAAGCCCCUGAUAUAGCCCCUGGUGGUAGGUACAAAAUGUUGGAUUCGUGGAACAGAUAUUUUUAAAUAUGUGCCCGUAAAAACACAGAUGUUAUUGUUCUCUGAAGGCUGGUAUCAUCAACAACACUCUUUGUUUCAUUUAAAGACCUCAGUUUUGCUCUGUGUACUCAUAAGUCAUGGAUGAACUUAACAGUGACAGGACAUAUACGCUGUGAACCCACACGACUCGUCACGAUAUGACUAAAGCUCAGUCUCUACACAGUCAACUCUCGACUUUUAAAGACCUUUAAUGUUGACUUUAACCACCGUAGGUCUGAUCAACACAGAACAUCCUGAGCUAGUACUCUUAUAAUGACUAUAUGUCGAAUAAAAAAAAGUCGUUUUGCUCAGCGAUAAACCCACGUAUUAUUUAGUUUUCACUGAACAUGGUGAAGUCGUACAAAGUGACAUAAAUCAAGUCCAAAUUUCAUGGCAUGAACAUGACGGCAUUACAUUAAGACGAAUAUUCAAAUACAGUUGCCUUAAAUGACUCUCAGUUUAUUUAUUCUGGUCUGAUUUGUGAGUCAUGGCCGGCGAGGUCUGUCAAGCGUCCGAAACUUUAAAUGACUCUCUGGUGGUGUGUUGAUGAUGACAGUGUGCUCCUUGGCCAGCCACUGAGAGGUGCUUUGCCCUCUGGUGCACUUCUGAAAAGGAUGCUGCCCUCGUCUUCAUUUGUCCUGCUUUAAUGAGAACAUAGUGUAGUCUGCAGCUGAGAGAAAGUGGAGGACUUUUUUUUCUACUGUGUAAGUGUGCAUGCAAUAAGCUGGGAAUAGGGGAAAUAAGGUGACAGCAACAGCACUCUGAGAUUCACAUUUAGUGAUAUUUAGCAUCAAAAUGCAUUUAUAUCUCAAACAAUAUUUAGUCUUUCUAUUAAUUUAUAUCAUAAUCCUCAGUUAUACAUUGGUUUAAAAACUGUAUAUUGCAACAUGCAGCAAGACACCCACCUUCUCCCCUAAUUAGGAUCCUUUAUAAUACAAGAGGGUCUGAAAAAGAGAUGCGUCAUACAUAAAAGAAAAGCUGAAUUAUUUUAUAGCUCCAUGACUCAUUCAUUAAUGUCACAGAAUGACGGGAGAGAAAACUACAUUGGUAAGCAUUUGACAGAGCAAUAAACAUUUUCCGUGGGCUUUGAUUUGUGUGCUGCAUAUCAGAGCUUGUCCACAGUUUUCAGUAACUAUGAUUUGACAGAAGGAUGGUUAGAAAGAAUCUGAAUACUGUAAAGAUGCAGCAUAACUUGUUUAAAACUUGUUUAUUCCCCUAAUAGCUGAAAAGACAUGAGCCUUUAAAAAGAAAAAGAUUGACAAAUUAGUUUUAGAAUAAACCAUCUAUUUUUAGGUUACUGCCAUGUCUUUAUCCUCUACAUUAACCUCCUCAUUAUGGUCUAAAUGCCUCGCACAGUGUUGAUCUUUUGUCCAAAUAAAGCAAACGUCCUCGCUGUGCGUCUCACAGUGUGAGUUUCACCGGUACAUUAAAAUGUCCUGAUCGAAAACAGGCUGAUGCUGAGAUAUUGAUUGCAAGUUCCUGCACAAAUAGCUCAUUAAAUAAACGUCUACAUGAGUGAAAAGGAGCAUUAUUUGUGGUUGACAGAGGGGGAAAUGUAAUUUAUUGCACAGGCUCUGUAAAAUUAAAUAUUCACCGCUUGUUGGUUGCGAAAGUAUGCAAUAAGUUUCACACAAUGAGCCACCUGGAUUUCAAUUUGUAAAAACAUUUUUUACAGCGUUUGCAUCAUUUUCUCAAGGACGAAGAGGAGUUUUGGAGGGUGAAUGCAGGAACUUAUUUAACUGAACUUGUACUAUCAGACAAACACGUAGCACAGACUGCUCCUCAAAACAACAUUAAGUAACAGUCCAAACAGUUGAAAGUAGUAGUCGUAGAGUAGUGACAAACUAAUGAAAUAACUGUGAUUUACACUGAAAGACGAAGGCGAUACAUCCAUGUGUCUGCUGAGAUCUUAAUAUUUGAAUCCCAACUUCAACUUUUAAGUCAUCCUAAUUCCCGAAUCAAUGAAUGAGACAGGCUGACAUUCAUGAGACUGUAAUCUGAGAGUACAUUAAUUUGCACUAAUCUGUGCUGUUAAUCCAAGAAACGCUCAUUACAGGCUUCGUCAGAGAGAAAUGAAUAUGAGUGUCAGAAGACUGGGGUGCUAAUAGAGGUUUUAUUGCAUCACUGUGUAAUAAUUGUUUACAAGCAGGUGUCAGUCAUAGUUUCUUUCCUUUUGCCAGACAUGAAACAACAGAUCUGCUGCCAUGUUGAUUUCUUACUCAUGAUAUAGAAUUGAAUAGUUGUAAAGGCUGACGGUCAGGGAAAGGGACAUUUUGGAGAUACAGCAAGUUUGUACUAUGAUUAGGGCUGGGCGAUAAAAUGAUAACGAUAUAUAUAUAGAAAGUUAAUUUCCCUAUAUAUCAAUAUAAAACAUGGUCAAUAUGCUUUUUAAUAGUCAGCGUUCCGCCAUGUUUUGGUAGACUAUACAAAUAGCCAAUGAAAAGGGGAGUUUCUCUGGGUCCGCUUCACGCUGAACCAAUCAUGUGCUGAAUUAGAACCAAGUAGCAAACAAAUGCGUCAGCUGCAGCUACACGCAACCAUAGCACUUUAACACAUGAAGCCGACAGCACUGUCAGUGAGCGAAAAAGAAAAUGAGUGCAACCCCCCACAGAUGAUGACAUCGCUGACAACGAUGAUAACCUUUUCCUAUAUCGCCCGGCCCUAACUAUAAUUAAAAAAAAUUAAAACCAGUUGAGCGACAAUUCUGAGGACAGUCACCGUAAACCCCAUAGAGCAGAGGGAAAAGGUGAAAACAAAUGUAUUGAGCAUUUAAUACUCUGUUCCCACAAUUCUACAGAGAAAUUAUUUUAGUGGUACAAAAUAAUCUAAUGGCUGUGAGAGAAACUUAUUAAAUUCUGCAAACAAACCAAAGAAUGAACACCUGUGUCACUGUUUUGGACGAGCUUAAGAAGAAAAGGAGGUGGGGGUUUUCUCAUCAAGAUGAAGGUUAUUUGCACAGGAAAUCAGGAGGCGUUAAGCUAAGAACGAUGGCUUAAUGGAUCAAUGUGCUGCUGUUGUAAGGAGAGUUCAGUGUGAAGGAGAUACUGUAGGGAAGAACAAUGGGAUAUUGUUAGAGAAGGAUAUUGUGGGGAAAAAACAAGACUGAAAAGAAGAAAAUAUGAACAUCUAGCCGGAGCUCUGUCUUUUACUGAACAGAGAAUGGCACAUAGACGCUGUAAAACAAGACGGUGUAGCUGCUAUGACCUUAUCUGUUGUUUUUGAAGAGGAGGGCGGCUCUGGAAGUGACAUGCCCAUCACAGGGAGCCAAGCCUGACCCUGCUGCUCUUGUGUGGUUUUAGAUUUUAGGAGUCUGUGUAUUACUCAGCUUUCCUACUGAUUUAGCUGUGCCAUAUUGUUGAUUUUGUUUCAUCUUGUCUUUAAGGGUAUUUACUUUGGCCGUUUUUUGCCAUUGUGCUUCCAGUGCAGCUGGAGAUGUAGACAAUAAGUCACUGUGGAGCGCAGAAGUGAACCUGAGAUCUGCUACGGCGUCAAGAGUUGUAGCGUCUGUAAAUAGGACAUGCACUUUAACCACUGAGUAAAACAAAUGCUCCAAAACACCCCUAUUGUAAAGACGACUAGUUGCUUGAAAUGAGACCAUAAACUCUUUAGAAAAGUUUUAGCUGAUUCAAAUUAAAUGUAAGAUAACUAUACAACCUGGAGAUCGGUUUCAAAAAGGAUUGGGCACUAAAAGCAGAACAGCAAUUAGAGAGCGAAUGAAAAAGACAGACUCUGCUACGAUCAAGGAGAAACAACAGCGAAGAAAAAAGAAAAACGUACCUCUUUGUAUCAACCUGGUUAAACAUCCUUGUUUUUUUGUACAAGUAAACAAGGUUACAUGCCAUUAUUUCUCCCCUGCUUGGUUACAGAGGCUGACAAGUGGUUAAGUAGAGUCUUUAGAGCCGCUGUAGAAUAUUUAUUUGCUGAAAAACCCAGGGAUGCUCAUUAAACAACAUCGACCUGAUUCAGGGUGACCUAAAAUGUGCUGCAAGAAGUUUGUGUUCAUCUCCUCUGCUUAUAUGCUGAUGUGUUGUUGAUGCUGUUGUUGUUGUUGUUGCGGACUUGAUGAUCUGUGGCUGACUGAUGAGGCCUGGCUCACAUUCCUCUCAGUUUCUGUCUCAGGUUAACUAAGUGUGCCAGUUCUGUGUCAGCGGGGCUCAGCCAAGCAGCACCAGAGCUUUAAACGGGGAAAACAAAUCUAGCUUUUCCAACCAACCGCUACGGAGUUUCAAGUGUCUGUCGCUGCACACAGGCUUGUGUUACAGCACGUGAGGAGCAGACUGAUUUUUUUCCCCCUGCAAACAUACACAGACCUUAUACAAGGAUCAGAUGUCACAUUCACGUUGCCGGGUCACCUCUGCUUGUUGACCCUAUUUUCCCAUUGAACCAGACAUGACACGCCGCAGACAGCACGUCCAUUCACAGGGUGAAAAGCAAAGUGCACAAAUUGUCAACAAACUUCACAAUCUCUCAGUGAUGAAACUUUUUCUCUCACUUGUUCUCGACACCCAUUAAAGAUCGAUUAAUUCUCGGUACGUCUGUUCUUUCACACGCAGAGUGUGGGCCAGAGCGGGGCACGUGCUUAUUGAUUAAUCAAUAAAGAGCCAGAAGUGCACUGCUGCUAGACUACAGCUAAUAAAAGCACUGGGACUGUGCAACACUGUCCUGUCUGUUAAUGAGGAAAGACUGACGGAUGUAACAGAGGCGCUGUCUAAACAGUUACUGUCAUGGAAGUCACUGUCUCAUUAAAUUUAGAUUUUAUAUUGUGUCCUCUAGCCCUUAAAUGCCUGAAACCACAAAUUAUGGCCAGAAAAUUCAAAUUUUCUUGGAUCUGAAAUGUUUAUUUCACUUACUACCGAAAAACCAGAAAAACCAAAACAUCCUUCAAUUUUACAAAUAUAUUUAUUUAUCUUGUUUGAUUCAUUAGAUGUUUUUGGAAACUGAUUUAUUGGACUGUAUUCAGGUGUUUUUUUUAGUAAUUUGUUCAUCAUAUUGAUUUGAUAGAAGUAUCAUAAAAGUAUGUAUCAAAUAUGAUACAAAAGGCAUUAAAGGGCUAGUUGUCUCAAGGUUAUAGGCGUCCAGUUGCAGCUCGCUCUGUGCUUCAUUUCUCAUACGAAGUUUGACAUAACAUAUCAUUGUUUGAAUUCAGGGUAUUUACAGGGGUGUAAAUCUACAUUCACAGUCCUUGUACAAGCUUGUAAAGUGGUGAUAGCAUUUCACCAGGGAGCAACUCAGUCUCAGCUCUCGGGGACAUGUGGAAAGAUAUACGAUUGACAUUUUUAACCCCAGUAUUCAGAUUUUUUUCCUCUGCCCUGAGCAACAAUCUCAUCAGAUGCUUCGGGGUGUGGACAGUAAUAUCGAGAUCGUUUUAAUCUUUUAAAGGGAGGAAACUUUUUGACAGAUAGGUAGAGCCUGAGGUAUUCAGUCAAGGAAACUUCACACCACUGUCUCGAUUAUUCAUCCAUCCUUUAAUCCAUCCCUCUAUCUUUCAUAAAUUCAUCUUUAUAGCUAAUGUGGACCCUGAUUAGUCCAGACCAAGCGGCAACUUCUGGUGUUAAAAAUGAGGAAAAUAGGUUACUGAAGUAUCCGUUGAAGCUGGCGGCAAGGGAAUUCGAUUCUCGCUGUUCACACCUUUGUUACGGUUCUUAUUUUACUUAUUCUAGCAUCCUCCUUUCGCUGUCUCCACCCUGAACAAGACCAUCUUUCUCCAUUUCAGUCCUCAUCCAUUUGAAUUUAUUUGCUGCUCUGCGCACUGAAGGAAAAGUUUGCAAAAGUCUCAUUAAUCUUCAUGUGUUUUGGUAAUCAUGGGACCUGUAAUAAUUAGUGUAGAUGAUCUGCACUCAGGCAUCAGUUUGAAACAGUCAGAAAUGAUGAAGACAGCACAAGCUCAUCUAAAGUCAGUUUGUUGAAAAAUGGUUUUGCAGAAGUGAACAUCAUGUGUCACAUUUGCUUAAUUUUGUCCUUGUUAAAUUGUCCACAUGGUCGCUUCACAGGUUUUUCCCAAUGCAUGCUGGGAAAGCCUCCAGAAGCUCUGGCUAGGAAUAAGUGUGUUAAAACAAUGAAUAAAUAAAUGAGAUGACAUUCUGAUUUUUUUUUCUCUUCAUGAGUAAUCCUCUGUUCACUGCGGAGCACGAUACGAGUCCAUGUCCUGACAUGACAGACCUGAACCACUUGGCUCUUUCUUGUCUGUGUGUAUCAGGUACGACAGCCAAACAUGUGGUAUUUCUGGCGGGAAACACGGCAAAGCAUGGCCUUCGCUGCAAAGCCUGCAAGAUGAGCCUGCACCAUAAAUGUGAGAAUGGAGUGGGACAGCAGCGCUGCAUGGGCAAACUGGUGAGACCCGUCAUGCAGAAUAACACAGACGUGAAAUGGAUGGUACAUUUGUCUCUGUGCCAUCAACAGUGUGGGAAAUUCAUGAAUAUAAUUACUGAUGUCAUUAACAACCAAAACAGUCAGAUCAGGAUUGGCAGGGCGAGCGGUCCCCAGCAGAAUGUGCUUAUUCAGAAAUCACACUUGAUGUGUUAGUGUGCUGGUACAUCUGUGAUCACCAUCCAUCCUCGUCAUCGUUCUCAUCACCGUUAUAUCAUCACUCUGUGUGUCUGUGUGUCUGUGUGUGUGUGUGUGUGUGUGUGUGUGUGUGUGUGUGUGUGUUAUGUAACAGGAGUGUAAAAAAACGUCUCAUCAUCAGCAGAAAGUCUUUAAUCAGGUUCGAUAGAGUCACCCUGAGGCAGCUCCAUACACACCGUGGAAGAUGUGACAUCACUUUAAUGAUGUGGUAUCAGGCCUAAAGUCUGCCUUUGAAAUUUUAGGUCAAGUCUUGUUUCCCUGAGAAAUGUAGACUUAAUUAAUUAUCACAUAUUUGAUUUUUAACUAGUGGCACAGUGGUUAGCACUGUCGCCUCACAACAAGAAGGUCCUGGGUUCGGAGCUGGGUAAGGGCGUUUCUGCGUGGAGUUUGCAUGUUCUCCCUGUGUCUGUGUGGGUUUACUCCCGGUACUCCGGUUUCCUCCCACAUCCCAAAAACAUGCAGAAGUGGGGUUAGGUUAAUUGGCCACUUUCAAAUUGCCCAGAUGUGUGAAUGUGGGUGUGGAUGGUUGUUCAUCUCUAUAUGUCAGCUCUGCGAUGAACUGGCGACCUGUCCAGGGUGUCCCCUGCCUUUGCCCGAAGAUGCUGGGAUAGGCUCCAGCGUGACCCCCAAUGGGUAAAAGGUGUAGAAAAUGAAUGGAUGAUUUUUAACUUGUGUUAAAAUUUUAUCAUAGGAAACUAGAUCAUAAAAGCUACAAUAUCAUAAACAAUUGCAAGGGACAUUUAUCAUUCUUAGUGAUUAUGAUUAUUUUAUUAUUUAUAAUAAUAAUAAUAGUAAAAUAAUAUUAAUAAUAAUAAUUAGACCCAAUACACCAGCAUUGUGUCCUGUUUGUUGCUAUUUACCCUGUUUCCAUUUGGUCAAGAGAAGCAAUCAAUAUUUUUGAAUAUGGAUAAACUUUGAUUAAACUUGAUAUAGUUGAGCUUCUGAACCCCUAAAAGUUGAGAAAACUCUUAAACUUUUUUAUUCCCAUCCAAAGUCUCAAUAAAAUAUAUAUUCAACCAAAAAAUUUCUUAAUUUGAAAAAAAAAAAAAGGUAUUUAUAACUGAGGGGAAUCGUUUUCAAUAUUUAAAGCUCCUGUGAGCAACUUUUGGUUUAUGUUUAUUUUGCCGCCCCCUUUUGCCUUGUCCUCCAAAUAUUAAUACAGUGUCUUUUGCAAAAAAAAAAAAAAAGCUUAUUUUGCUUAAAUUUGCUAGUCAAAUGUACUGUAUCAUUCAAUGUUAAUAUUUUAUGUAGUAAUGAUAAAAAACGCUGCUUGGCUGACACCUACCCCAGCAAAAUGGUUUCGGAUAUUAAAACGACGAUUUAGAAAACGUCGUUAUUCUUCCUGAUUGUCUUGUUUGCUUUUGGAUACCAUAAAGAUGCAUCAGUAUGAAUUUCAACCUUUGUGAUAAACAUUAUAAACUUCCUAUAAAGUAAUAAUCUGUUCUUUUGAGUGGAGUUGAAUGAGGUGUCUGUGAACAGUCAGCUGUGCCCCUUUGUUGAGAAAUAAACUUGAGAAAAAAACAGGAAAGUAGGCCACAAACCGCUCCAGAUGGGGUCAGUUUUUGUUUGUCAAACUUACUUCAGAUUAGCCAAAUGAUGCGGUGGAGUGACCCUGUCUACAGCGAAUGAUAGCCAUGCUUCAUGCUAGCUCCAAAUAGAGGCCGCAACAGUGUAAUACCAGAGCAAGUUACUGGUUCACAUUAAAUCUGUCGACAUGACAAAAAUAUGGAGUAAAAAAUCUUCCCUGAGUGGGCGAUAGGUUUGAUCUUCAGUUUUAUUACCAAACAAGUCAAAGCGACUGAUCCUGUGCUGCAAUAAGCCCCGCAAACAUAAGCAGCAUCAUAGAUUUCGAGGUCAUGUUUUGUUAUCAUUACUGGCUAUCACUUCAAAGCCUCAAUCACUAAACAGCGAGCUGAGAUCAGGGACCGCAGAGUGAUUCACAGUCAAAAUCCCCUGUUGUAAUCUGCAGUCCUGCAUUUUGAUAAGACCGCUUAGUUAAGGGGUCCAGGUGUACUGAUGGGUUUUAUCGGGGGAGGAUUCGGUCACUCUAUGCCAGCAAAUGUUCAUCACUUUCAGUCUUAAUACCUGGCAGUGAGGAGCUGAAGCGGGACUCUUUAGUCAUUCACACACAUCCCACACUGAAGCACUGUCAGGUCAUAUUAUGUGUGAUUUUCUACCUUUUCUAGUGUCUUCCUGCACAUCAUUUAACAGAGAAAAAUUGACUUUAAUUAUUUGACUUGGUGGAAAUGAUGGAGAAUAAAUGCAAUAAGAAGUGAUAUGAAAGCAUGGACCCCAUCCUUUCCCCUCUGAGAUGUCUUUUCACUGGAGGCCUGUGGGAUGAGGCCUGCAGAUAUGAUCGCUCUCAGGAGUGGAAAAUGAGGUUGAGAGGUCAGGAUUAAAAAAGGAAGUUUCCCCAGCAGAGUUCAGCUCUAACUUCAACUUGCUCUAAACUUGGCCACUUGUGCAGCCAUGCUUGUUGCUCUUGGCUAGACAUCCUUUUACUAAAGGACUCAAAUUACCUCAUGCUCUCUGUCUUUUUGGGCAAUUAGGCCAGCAAAAAGAAAACUUACUGAAAAAGUUAAGUAAACGAAGGUUGAUCACUGACACGUAACUGUGAAUCUCUUGACCCAACUUUAUGCACAAACUGAGUCUUUACAGCUUCAUUGCACACUUCUAGUUCUUAUCACAUGCACAAACAAAAAGCAAAGCAAACCCACUUUAUUAUACAGAACACUUAAAAUUUAAAGAGCAUGUGUGUCAAAGAGGAGAAAAUGAAACAUCCUUAAUAUAGGAGAACGUUUUAUGUCUCAUGAUGACAAAUGCAGAAGGAGUGGAACUAAAAGCAGCCUGCAAACAGAGCUGGUUCAGUGCAAAUGAUUUAUUAACAAAAAGGGAGAACUAAGACUUGGACCAAAGUAUUGGAAGAAGCCAGGAAACAGUCCAAGGCAGCCAAACAAAUCAGGAAGGACUUUUGAAAGGAGCUGACAACGAGCAAGGUCCAAGAGAACCCUGGUCCAAAACCUCUGGGGAUAAAUGUUUGGAAAUACUGAAUUUCUGGCACUUUGUACAGCACCGGAAAGAUUAAAUUAAUCAGCCACAGGUGUGAACAAUUUGGGUGGGGCAAAUUAUCACACAGAAACACACAAUAAUGAGAAUAAAGAUUUAGAAACAAGAGGAAAGGGUGUGUAAUGAAAAAGAAACCCGGAGACGCUCUAAACGUAAGAGGGAAAAUUCAAGUGCAGCAAAGAGAACAUCAAAUUGUCCUGUAGAGACCCACAAAAGUCGGCUCCUCCGGGUCACCAGGUUCAUGUUCACACAUUCAGAUUUUUCCUCUCAAUCUUUUUGUGUUUUGUUGUUGCCUUGUGAGCACAACAAAGUUUGCAGAAACUUGCAGAAAGCAGCUGCUGAAGUCAGAUUCGACUCCAGGUCCAAUAUUCUGUGCCAGUAUUUAACAGUGUAGGUACAAUGCAAAAUAAAAAAUCUAUAAUACACUAAAUACAAAGUCAAUAAAUGAAUAUUCACUUCUCUGCUAGUUCUGAUUGAAUCAUCAAAAUUAUAGAUCCAGAGGAGGACAGCUGUCUCCUUCAGUUAUUCACCCAUGCACUCUCUGAAACAGCAGAAAAAGAUGACACUCUUCUUAUUUUGGGCCUUACUUUUUAACUCUUGCAGACUUGAUAUGAAAUACUGACAUUUCAGUUUUUCCAGCUAAAUUAAAUGAUGUCCUUUGUAUGUAGCCAAAUAAAGCAGAUGGGCAUUUGAAUCUGGCGUUUCAGGUCUUGUGAUGGGCGUAGGAAGCUUAAGGUUACUUAUUUUGCUCGUCUAAAAAGUGUCAAAUGAAGAACUAAUCAGGACUGAUUAGGGAUGCAGAUUUCACCACCUGUCACUUGAAUAUAAACAGGGUACACAAACAGGGAAAAGGCAAAUCUUGUCUUUGCAGAAAGCAUUAAUCUCAUCAGAAAUACAGUAUUUUAAGAUGCAAUGUGUGAAUUUAUCAAGAACUUCCCACAGAAAUGUCUAAUUUUUAAAUAAAUCAUAAUUCAUUUCUUCAGAUUGAUCCUCUGCAGAUCUUCUUUCUCUUCCUCAAGGACUCAGAGCUGAUAGGAGAGUAUUGAUUGGAUAGGAGGCAGGGAGGUAAUGAAAACAUAAAUGAUAAAUGUUCGAGGGCCUCUUUGAGACAGGAGGAGAACAUGACAGGCGGGUCAAUCAGGACUCGAAGUGCACUUUUCCUCACCAGCGAACAACCUCCAUGGUCAAAGUGUUAUAGCUACACUUGGGAAAUUUUUACAUCAAGUAGUUUUUUUUCUCUAUGAAGGACAAGCGUGACAUGAUAUUUUUCAUCAGAAUAGAAGUGCGCUAAGUGGAACUAAUAUUACACCUCAUUUGUGAGGUUGUGCGGUAUUGAGUGUGAACUGAGUCUUACAUCAUUUUGUAAACAGCGAUAGUCCCUUCAGCAUCUGUGUCCCACUCCACCCACUGUCCCCCUCAGGGUUUCUACAGCUAUUGCGACAGAGUUUCAAAGCAUGGUACAUGACAGGGUUUCUCUACGCUUUACUUUUUUAAAAAUAGUUUUAUUUUAAAUGAAAUGAUCAAAAUUUAUGCUUGAAUUAGUAACUGCAUACCCUACUUUUCAACACAAAAGUCAGACUCCACAGGGUAGUUUGCAGUGUUUUAGCGUCAGGCUCUGAGGAUGAAUAUCUAUUUGCCUCUAAUGUCUUUCAUUUCUCUCUUUCUCUCCUCAGCCAAAAGGCUUUCGGCGGUAUUACAGCUCUCCAUUACUGAUCCAGGAACAGUAUGGCUGCAUCAAAGAAGUCAUGCCCAUUGGUGAGCAGCUUGAAUGUUCAUAAUAACCCCAGUUCUUUGAAGACUAAAAACUCUGCCUCUCACUGCCAGAACCACUUUUCCACAUGGGCUCUUUUACAAGAUUUACCUGCUCGGGUUUAUGCCAUUGUUAAUCAACAUGUGGCUGUUUUCAAAGCUUUACUCUUGUUUUCCAUUAAGUUUGAUUAUGACUUAAUUUGUUUUUCAAGCCUGUGGGAAUAAGGUUGACCCCGUCUAUGAGGCUUUGAGGUUCGGGACAUCACUUGCACAGAAGGCAAAGAGGGCCAGCGGCUCCGAGUCUCCGCACAGAAACUCGGUAAGAAAAGGAAAAUUUAUUGGAUGUGUUUGUUUUUACUCAGCAGGCACAAAUUACCUGUCAACGCCUUAGUCACAAGUCACAUGAGACUUGUGGAUUAGCUCAGUUCAGGUAAUAUAGGCUACUUGUAAUAUUUCAGCCUGCAUACUGUAGCUGAUGAUCUAAAUAGAUACUGCGUCUACAAGGCUGUAAACACUACCAAUAAAGGUAGUCUGGUGCAGGCAGAGAUAGGGGGAGAUGUCUGUAUAAAUGCUCAUGUUUCAGCUCUGGAGAUGGACUUGCUGAUUGUAAACUACACUCUCUGUCCCUCCUUCCCAUGUCUGCGUGUCUUAGCUUAUCAGCUCUAAUGUAAGCUAAACUGUGUGUGCAGACAUGAUAGGAGGACAUCUGAAAGCUCUUGUGUUCUGGUCAUCCUGUCCUGUCCUGUGCAGCUGUUUGUCAGUGUGGGUGUGUGUUUUUUAGAGAGACAAUGUGAUCUCAACGGGGGUUAUGAUAAUAGUUUCCAAAUGUAGACUAAGAAACAGCAUGUUGGCUGUGAAACAGUUUACCCAGUUACUCUGAGGAAGUGAAUGAAUUUGAGUAUCUAUCUAUCUAUCUAUCUAUCUAUCUAUCUAUCUAUCUAUCUAUCUAUCUAUCUAUCUAUCUAUCUAUCUAUCUAUCUAUCUAUCUACACUCUUAAAAACAUUGGGUUUAAAACAACCCAAACAUUUGUAAACAUUUGGCAGUUUUCCUUUAUUACCUCCACCUAGGAGGUUGUGUUUUCGGUAGCGUUGGUUUGUUUGUUGGUUUGUUGGUUUGUUUGUCUGUUACCAGCUUUACGGAGAAAGUAACAGACGGAUUGACCUUGAAAUUUUCACCAGAGGUGCGUCUCAGCCCCAGGACGAUCCCAUUACAUUUUGAUGGUGAUCCGGAUCGCCUUCUGGAUCCAGGAAUUUUUUGAAGGAUUCUUUAUCAUUGUGAGAUAGGGCAAAUUUUGGAAUUUUUGCGUUUAACUCUAUAAAAAUGUCCAGAGUCUUUAGUAAAAAAUUACACAAAAGGAUCUCAAUGAGUUUUAUGAGGUGUCAAAGGUUGAUCCUGAUCCAGACAAAAUUUCUGGAUGCUGUGAUCCAGAACACACAAAAAUAAGGGUGUUGUUGGAAUUUUCAAUGAUGAAAGAUAACCAAUGAAGAUACAAGGAAGUGUACGCUUGCAAAUAUUGCAUAGUAAAUCAGCAUUCUAGUUUAUAUUGUUUAAUUAUCUUUUCAAAAUAAUACAGAACAGAAGGUUGUAUCUUCCAUCUAAUCCACUCAACUCCACGUUACAAAGUCAUCAACAAUCAUCUUGAUUGUUCGUAUCAACCUGACACAUCAAGACAGAGAGUCCAUGAAAGCAGUAGAUCAACAUUUCUGACCACACCACACCGCCAUAAGCUAAUGUGUUAGCUUGCUACGUUUGAAGCGAUGUACUUCAUGCUACUCAAGUUGGCUAACCAUUAGCUUGCUCACCUACCGAUCGAUUCCUGAAGGCAGAAGCACAACAGUGCUUCACAAACUUACAUCUUAACAACAAAAUGAGGGUCUAUACAAUAAUACCAACUCAUCUAUAUGGUAAAGCAAUAUUGGGAAUGUAACAAACCUUGCUUUGUACGUCUUCUCGCUUCAGCAGUUGUGGCAUCAAUCUGGUGAGUGGGUGGUGCUUGGUUUCAAAUACCCAGACAUCUACCCAAUGUGUUGGGUAGUCCACAAUAAACCAACAAAACUGAACAGAAAUUACAACCCAACAGCUAAAAACUCUGUUCCCAACAUAAAUAACCUUGCGAAUUGGGUACUCAGAAUACCCAACUCCAUGAAAAUAACCCAAAUUAAUUGACCAACAGGCUCAACCUAGUGGUUGGGUUGAAAAAACAACCCAGCAUCUUCUUGUGUCUGUCUGUCUGUCUGUCUGUCUAGCUAUGUAGCUAAUCUAUCUUUCUAUGUCCAUCCUAAUCUUAUGUUAUCUCUGCAGACGAGUGACUUGGACAAGGUUCCAGAGGAAGUGGUGGCUCACAGCAGCAGACAGGAGCUGGCGAGAAAACACAGUGAUGAUGGUGAGUGUUUGUUGCUGUACUCUGUGUGCAUCUGGAUUAAAGCCAUGUAGUGACACUGGGAAAACACACACACACACACACACACACACACACACACACACACACACACACACACACACACACACACACACACACACACACACACACACACACACACACACACACACACACACACUUCUAUUAGUUUUCCACAAGAAAGUCUGAGGAUGUUGCAACAUCUAAUUCUCCUCCUGUGAGCCACAUAAAAAGAUCUUGCUCACAACAGCAUCAAAGUAAUGCUACAACUCUCAUAGACUUUUAAUGACUUGAUAUCUUUAACCCUACAAGCUUUCUACCUCAUCCCCUCAUGCCAAAAUGUUAAAAUUUUCUGGAAAGUGUCUGAAAGUAGAAGAUACAAGGAUGUUUUAUCUAUGGGUGCAGCUCAAUGAAUUAGAAUAUCCUGAAAAAAGUUCAUUUUUUGUUCUUAAAUGUUUAACUUUCAUUUCCAAAUAAGAUGCUAAAUUUACUUUAAUCUGAAAUCAGGACUUUGGACCGCUGAGCAACAGUCCGGUUCUUUUUCUUCUUAGGUGAGACACUCACAACGUUGUCUCUCGUUCAGAAGUGUCUUUACAGUAGGAACCUGACACUUGUAGCCCAUUUCCUGGACACGUCUGUGUGUGGUGGCUCUUGAUGCUCUGACUCCAGUCUCAGUCCACUUCUUGUGAAGCUCCCCUCAGUCCAUGAAUCUGCUUUGUUUGACAAUUCUCUCAAGACUGCGGUCAGCCCCACUGCUUGUGCACCUUUUCUCUUCCAGUCAACUUUCCAUGAAUAUGCUUCAAUAAACAGAACUCUGUGAACAGCCAGUCUUUUCAGCAAUGACCCUCUGUGGCUCGCCUUCCUCGUGGAUCUAGAGAAGAAAGGAAUUUAAUAAACUUUGUCAGGACUUGUUUUUGUUUGAGCUGCACCUGUAUGUGACCUAGAGAGAAUUUAAAUAAGGGCAAUAUUAUUCUUAAUAAUGGCAGUGUUUAAUGAUUAUUCUACUUUUCCCAGUUUUCACAGUCAUAGAGAACGGGACAGAGCACUACAACCAGCCAGAGAGAAAGCCUGAUGAUAUGCCGGUAAGACUCUGAUCCAUCUUGUAUUAUUGUAUACCUAAAAGUGACUACUGCGGGUGCACGAGCAUUUGUCACUGCUGUAGAAAAUGGAGGAAACAGAUAUCAAAAACUGAAUGUGCUCCCGCAGAGGGAAGACCAAAACUGUUUUCUCAGAGUUUUGCAAGUCAGCAACUUUUGUCUUCAACUUUUCAGACUGCUUUUUCUCCUCCGUUUUGUUACUCCGCAGCCCAGAUUCUCACAGUGAUUUGUACCACUGGUGUAUUCUGAAAAGUGCACUGACCAGUUCCUGAACUCUUUGUGGUUACUCUGAGAACUGAUACCCAGCUAGUCUGUGCUGCCAUCAUUAAACAUGCCGCACUCGGUUCUUUCCUCCCCCCACCGCCUUCGUCAUUAUAGCUGAAUUUCCCAGGAUACUGAUGGAAAACUUCUACUGCUAUAAAAAAAAAUCCACCCCAGGAUGACACAACCACUAGCUGGUAUGAUUUUUUUGGAUGUGCGGCUCUGUGUGCUGAGCUGCUGUAUUCAUUUACUUUAAACGCUGAUGUUGCAGAAAUUCAUGUAGGUGCUAGAAAAAGGUCAAACCUCCUGCAGAGAAAACAUGAAUAUUUCAUGGCUUGGUUAGUUUUUUUUCUGUCAUUCGAACAUCCACUGUGGGAUUUAUGGGAGCCGCGCCUCUGGUAUCAAAGAUCUUUGUACAUAUUUUCUGUAUGGACAUCAAGUCCUGUUUACUUUUGUAGUUCAGCAUGUUUAUCUCCAUUGUCAACAGUGGAAAAAGACCCCAGUUACUAGUACAAACACACAAAUGAACAAAUAACCUUACAUGGCAAAAAAAAGGACACACACUCACAUGCACAAACACGCCUAACCUCCUCCAAAAUAAAAUCAACCAAUCAGUCAUCCAUUUCAGGGAGGACUCUCAGGCUGCAUUGUGCUGUGUUAUCAGGCUGGAACAAGCACAGCUGGAAGCGGGCCGUUUGUCUGUCUGCAGACAGGUCCAUUAGCUCAGGGUGGUGGACGGACAGAUGGAGGCUCUGCGGGGUAAUGAGCAGAGAAAAAUCUCCAAAAACUGCCACUUUACCAGAACUGGAGCCUCCAAUUUGAGCUGAGAGCGUCUCUCUCUCUCUCACUCACACACAUACGGGAACACAGGCGGUCACACACAGGGUCCCCAUCUGUUCACACUUUUCAGGUUUGGUGUUAAACUACCCGAGAUCAAUUGACGGUAAAAUAGUUUGGCUCUGUCUGAGUUUUUUUGUGUGUGUUGAUGAAGUGUGAUUUUGUUUCUGUAUUCAAUCAACUGCUUUUAUUCUGCUAGUAGAAUAAAAAGCGCCAUUUACAAUAGACAAACAACUGUUACAGAAUGAAAGGCUCUGUAAACUGCCCUUAAAAAUAUUACAUGAGCAAUUAAUCCAACAUUGAUUCAAAACAUAAAAGGCGUUUCUCAUAUUAACAGAUCUAUGUGGAAUCAGUCCUUUAAUGUCGUAGCUAGUUGAUUCAGUUUUAGGACUCACAGAUGCUCUGUUUCACAUGUAUCGUGCUGUAAUUUCUAUCAACGGGAGGCAAAUUCUGAAUGCUAAAUGAUACACACCAGAGAGGACACAUUAAGACAGAUACAAAUGAACAGUGUCAGACAGUUGUGAUGAAAGACUACCUUUUAGAUGACUUUUCUUUUCCAAUAGUAACUCUAUCUAAGAUUUCUAAACACAUAGUAAAUGGCAAUGGAUUCAAAUGCACUGACAAGGUUGGAAAAAUGUGGCCAUACUGUGGUUUUACCUGACAUUUUGAUUUCAUUUUUUAAUGAUGGUGAUUCUAUCAUUGGAUAAGUCUUUAAACUAACAUAUGAAAUCACUUCUCCAGUCCAGCCCCCUUGUCUGAUUUGAUGAAUUUAAACUGACCUUUGAAGGAGAGACCACCCACAUGAUUUUACAGCACUUGCUACCUUGAAAUUACAGUCUUACCAUAAAUAUUAAUUUUUCAGACAGGCGUCAAAAGUAUUUUCAUACAAAACUUCUGACCAGUAGAAAUGGGGUUUUCAUUUCCAUCCUUAUAGCCAACAAGUAGCAAUAAAAAGUCUCACUGUUUUUUUAGUUUGCACAACACGUGGCUUAGCUUGCGCUGGAAUUAACUUUGUAGCAUCACUGAGCAGCUGAGGGAGGAAAGUUUUUGCUAGAUGGCGGCAUUUCGACAAGACAAGACAGAGCAAGAAGCAGACUGAAUAUCGACCCUCGUAUUUCUAACUGACCGGGAACACUAUAAGAUUAUAGAGCUAAAAUGCCUCCGUCUCAAAAUGUAAUCCAGCAACAGCAUGGUUAUAUGUAAAAGUUGUGUUUAUAUAAUGAUUUUAAACCACCUGUACUUCCAUUUUUCCCUCCAAUGAUGCUACCUUGUUUUUCUGAUAAACUACACAACAAAGGAGGUUGUUAUCUUGGCCUGCCCAACCUCCCCGGCUCUCACCGCAUCAAGAGCCUCUCAAGGCCAGUGAGCGGCUCUUAGUUAGCCGUAAUGGAUUGCCGCUGCUUCAUGUUGUUGUUUUCACCCUCAGGCCACACAGGCAGUUCGCCUUGGGGCCGUAGUUAACUCAACUCAUCCAUCAGCCACAUCGCCGGUCCACAUGGGGGGGACGCUCAGGGAGCAACAAAGGAGCAGAAACACUUCUCUUCAGCGACAAAAAGAUGGCUAAAACUCCUGCUAUCUCGCAGAAAACAGCCCCUAGUGUUUUUUAAAAGCAGUUGUUAUAUCUAUCAGCAAAAUUUCCUCCCAUGCCCCAAGAGGAGUUGGGGGGAGGUCAUCAUUUGGAGGGAUUACAGGAACAUAACAGAAAAAGUUGAAGGUGUUGGUGAUAAAAAUAAAAAACAGUUGCCUGAGGAGGUGUAAAAGCAAGCAACAUAACGGCAUUGUACCACCUUGAUAAUUGUGCUCACACUUCUCCAACAACUUCCUCUGCCCACAACCUGCUCAUGGAAACCAUGAUCCUCCUCCUACUCGUGUUAAUGGUGGACCAAAGGGAACAGAUUGUUAAAAUAAAACUUAGGUGGCACCGUAGUGUAUCACUGCACUUUAAACAAGGGUGUCUCCCACCUACAUAAAUGCCAAGAGACUAUUUUAAGAUAGAACUGCAAAACAAAAGCAAACAUGGUGUUGUAUUGUGUUUGUUUUCAUUUGGUGAAACUUCUUGAAAAGCAUGUCUGUGUUUUCUUGUUUUUCCAUGUGGGCUUGUUGUCUAGUUGGAGCAGAGCCAGCUACAGAAAGACAUCCUCAAGCUGAAUACCUGUGUGGCCUUGCACAACUUCACUCCCCAAGACAACCAUGACCUGCAGAUGAGGUUUGUGCACACACACACGUCGUAUAAUAAUACAAUUAUUGAAAUUAUUAAUGUAUUCUUAGGCCAUGUAUUUACUAAAAAGAAUAUGUUUUUAUGCCAUCCACAUGAAACCGCAGAACUACCUCAUUAAAAACGGUGCCUUUGGAAAACUCUGGCCAAAGUGAAGAUUUUGCAAAACUGCGCCCUUGUUUAUGUCAGGUAGUGGACAGCACAGAUAUAUACAGAAUAUGUAUUUUGUGAGGAGCAACUAGAAGGAGUGCUUUGUAGUUGGUUAUUAUACACCAAAUAACCCUUCCUCCACCUUUCUUGUUGACUUUAAACUCUAAAACGAUGCUUAAAAUCAAUCUCACCUCUUUGUUGGUCCAUAUGAACUACAUGCUCUGAUUGGAUAGAAUGGGUUUAGCUUUUUUGCAAAUCCUACCAACUCCAGGUCUGGCAUGCUCAAAACCGUGGUCAAUAGCAAAUUUAUGUGGUUUUGUGUGGGUGGGAUUUUAUUUAAAAAACAACGAUGUGAGUACUUGACUUUUUUUGUUGUUUAUAAAAAUACCUGGUUAUGUGUGUACAAGGUCUCAAUUGUUAGUGAUGAUGAACUGAUUAGCUGUCAAACAUGCCAACGAAGAUUUCUUUCUGGGGCUCAUAAAACUUGAAAUGACUUCAAAACUUUAUUUGAACCUUGAAAGUCAUUCACAAUGAGGUCAAGUUGCACAAUUUCCAAUAAAAAGAAAGACAACACUCCGUGAAAACGACUAUGUUGGAGGGAUUUGGGAUCAUCAUUCGUUCAAGAGAAAUGAGAGCGUCUAUGAUGAGAGUGGGUUAAAAAUAGUAGCACAUAUUUUCCUGCUGGACUCGCAGCCUUGGACAGUUUGCAGAGCUAGUUUGGUGGGGUCCAGUGGUCCGGCUCAGCGUCAGGGUUAUAUAAGAUGGCGAACAUCCAAAAAAGGAUUUAGAGACUGAUAAAAAGAUACAAGUGUUUAUCAUGCCUCUGUGCUAGAGAAAAGCAACAAACUCUGCUGAGGGGAAAAAAAACCAUGAAAGUCGUUGGGAUCUCCAGUUAUGAAUUUAAGGGCGACAGACGGGUGGGAGCGAUCAGACAGAAAAGAGAGAAAAGUGAAAACAAAGUAAACAAAAAGAAGCUCAGACUUUUCCACUUUGCUGUGAAGUUAAUUUAGACCCUCUCAGUAAGACUAACUUGACUUUUUCAUUCUCACAGAGUAACAUUAUCUUUAACUGCCACUAUAAUUUUGAUGAAUUCAUUGGUUACAAGUGCCUGACGUGAAAAGUGACUGAUUUACACCUUUAUUUAUUGACUCCUGUGUGUUAUAAACCAGAGUUAGCAUCCCUGAUGUUACAGCUCCUGACUGAAGGUGCUCUCAUUUGCUCUGUAGGCCAGAUAAAACACUCACUGCUUUCAUAUGAGUACGUUAAAAAUAAAAGAAGUGUAAUUAUAGUGAAUUCAUGCUCAUAUCCAGUCAUAUACCAACUCGAGCUGAGAUUAAAACACAGAGUAUGCAUUCACCCGAAGUGUUUAUAUUACAUUUGAUAGUAAAGCAGUGUGUUUAUGCAGGCUUCUGCGUUUUUGUGCCAAGAGGUUCAGUUUUCCAUUCACAGAUGUUUCUGUUUGUAAUUUUUGAUCUUAUAUAAUCUCUGUAAUCAGUGCACUUAAAAGUCAAAAUAUACAAAAAUAGAUCUAUAAAAGGAAAUAAUCAGGGUCCUCCUUAAAGGUCAAGGUCCUCAGAGAUUUAUUUCUCUUGGGUGGCCUGUGAAGCACCUGCAGUGUGUUUGCUGUUAAGGGUCUAUUAAUAUCACUAAAUCUUUAGUUUCCUUUUAUUUAUCCCGAGAGAAUCCAUCUCAGAAUGAUUAUUUGAGCUCAAACAAGAAAUAUGAUUCAUGCAGCUCUACAUCACGACCUACCUUACUGUUUACCUGUCCUGCUCUUAACCCUCCUCUUGAAUAGAAUUGUUUCUAUUAACUUAAAAAGCUCUCAAAGCUGUCUCUAGAUGGACAAAAUAGUGCCAAACAUCAGAGCAGAGCAGUUAGGGACGAAACAUAUUUAAGCAUUUUAAAGCUCCUGUGAGGAACUUUGAGUCAGUGUUGAUUUUAGCGGCCUCUCUGGACACAUUGGAGAUUCUGUGUUUUCUAACACAAAGCAAAUGUUUUCCCCAGCACAUAUUGGACUUAAAGGUGGGGUAGGCAGGGUCCAAGGAAGUGCCAGUUUUUGGGAGAAAUCUUGAAUGUACCCCUUCCAACCAAUUUUCCCCUCAGCUCCUCCUCUCCCCUCCCUCUCUAUUCCAGCAAGCCCCUCCCAUAAACAGACGCUCCUGCUCGCUUGUAUCAUUUCAAUUGAAUUCAGAUAUAAUGCAGACAGAAAAGCGAUUAGACAGAAAAGGGAGAAAAGUGAAAACAAAGUAAGCAAAAAGCAAAAAGAAGCUCAGACUUCACGCUACAGUUUUAUGUUUUCUAUUCCAGCAAGCCCCGCCCACAAACGGACGCUCCUGUUCACUCUUGUCAAUUAAAUUCAGAUAUAAUGCAGAUAAAUAAUUCAGAUAAUUACAAAUGGGGUCCAGUCCAAGUGAAAGUAAACAGCAUUGGUGAUACUGUAGAUGCCAACAGACUACCAGCAAACACAAAGUUUGCAGGACUUCUACAACGAGGAUAAAGUGACAUAGUCCAGGACCCGAGGUCAACAGUUUAGCAAGAACACUUCUGUUACAGACACUUAGCUUACUUUGUUAAAGUGGUUUACCUGUCCAGCAGAAAGGUUACAGGGUCCGUAAGAUCCCAAAGCGUCUCCCAUGGUUUAUGCUGAUGUUGACUUGGCUUUUUAGCUCUUGUCUACCUCCUUCUUAAGUGCCCGUUAUUUCUCCAGAGUCUCCUGUAUUUACUUUGUUUUCUUGCUUGUGUUGGCAGUCGUGGCCAAAGGAGGAUUGAGACAAUUUCCCGUACUGUAAGGUUGGUUUCUACUGUCCGAUAUUGUUGCACGCUAACUUUGUUUGGGAUCGUGAACGACACGGGGGAACAGCGUCUGCUUCACAACCAAUCAGGUUGGGGGAGGCGGAGAAUGGCUUUGUUUACAGUCAGAAAGAGCGGGCCCUCAAAAAAUUUAAAAUAUUGACUACACGGACAAAACAAAACAGAGCGAUAUCGUUAUAUUACCAAAUGUCUUCAAUAACUAAUAGUUAUUUACUGAUAUUAAAAGCUUUUUUGUAUAUACACCACAAAAAAAGAUGCUUCUUUAAUGGACUCCUGUCUACCCCACCUUCAACAAACAACUAAAGACAAAUAAUCAGUCCUGCUAGUGAUGGUCUCUUUUGCUUUUGUUGGUCGUAAAGAAGCAUAAAAAUUAAUUCUAGUUUGUUUCCUAACUAGCUUCAAACUCCUCAUUAGAGCUUUAAGAGGCAGAUUCUAACAUCACAAGAGACAGGGAAGCAGUAAAACAAAACCUCCACAUGACUCAUAAAGUUGUAGCGUAACUCUUAAUGAGUUUGCUAUCAAGUUCAACGUGAUAACUAAAAUGUUGAUAGUGUGUUCACAACUUGCAAUAUAUAUUAGCUAUUGCAGGUUCAGUGAAUGCAGAUGUAAUGUAGACGCCUCUAUCUUACCUGUCUGAUCACCUUAAUCAAAACAGAAAUUCAGGAUACAGAUAAUUUCCCAUGCCUCAGCCAUGAUUGAUAAGGCGUCAUAAACAAUAUGCUUUGGAGGAGACCCUCAGGAAAGAGAGCAUCCAUCAGCAGCAGUCCUUCAGCCUAAGUACCCAUUUACUCCUGGUUCUCACAGAAAAUUCUCAGAGGAGUUAAGGAUAUGAGAGUGCACUUGUUUCUUUCUUUUCCUGCUCACGCACACACACAUACAUACUCGAGAGUCCUCCUUCUCUCUUUGGUCGGGAAAAGCCUCAAUCCCCAGGCCUGAUUUAAAAUUCAUUGACUUCUCCUCCACGACUCCCUGUCCACUGAUACAGCUCAAAGUUCACCAAGCUUUGUUUCAAAUGUAUUCUCUUAUGAAAGCUUUCAUCAAUGUUUUCCUUUCAAGGGUUGAGCCGCAGACAGAAAUCAAUACAUCAAAUGCUAACACAUGAAGCACAAAUAUGGGGGAAAUUGAAUUUUUAAUCACAAAGUUCAAUUUCCAUUUUCACUCUAAGAGAAAAUCAGAUUUGUGAUUAGUUUGAGCUUCUGCCACAUGCUCUGAUUACAUGAUUACCUUCGAGUACACUGUGAUUGUGAUGAUACCGAGUUCAACCUUUUGAAAAUACAGAGUUAGACGUUGCUGUUUUUUUAAUGAACCACUGUGGAACAACAUGCAUCUGCUCUGUUUUCAUCGCUUUGGAAGGUUUACAACACUUCAUGCUGAGUUUUCCUCACCUACAACAAAGUGUGCUCUCUGAGUCAUGGUGAGUGUCAUCACAAGAAACAUGGACGGUGUUGUCACCGAACCACAAGAGGGAGAAGAAGGAGAUUAUGCAAACCGGGCUUUGGCUCGACAGUGCUGGUCCUUUUGACUUUUAUUGGUCAAAUUUAGCCGUCGGCUUCAAACAGAUGCUAGUGAUUAAAUGAUUCAUGGGUUUCCUGGAUAAAGACAAACGACUUACAGCAAAAACAGGAUCAUAGUGUCCGACCUCGUUUAAAUCAGAGAAAAACCUGCAAACUAGAUCUUUACUGCAUUUUUUAAAAAUCUGAUAGACUUCGAAUAAAGUGUUCAAAGGCUACUCUGUUUAUUCUUCUAUUUGUUAAUGUUGCCAUGAACAGCAUCUACAUCAAGACUCUAUUUCCUGCUAAUGACACCUUUAGCUAUAUUUAGUAAAGUAAGUACGUAAGUAAAGUCUAUUUAUAGAGCGCUUUUCACAGAUAAAAAUCACAAAGCGCUAUACAUAAAAAAAGUGCAAAUAGAUAAACAUAAAACGGUACAAAAAAGAUAAGUUCAUAUACAUUCACAAAUACAAGUACAGAACAGGUGAAUAUGGAAAUAAGUGCAGAUAUAAAAGAAAAGUAACAGAGACAAACCAAAUCCUGUAAAUUAAAAGCUUAUCUAAAUAAAAGAGUCUUAAACUGCUUUGUAAAAGUAUCCACUGAGCCCUGGGGAGUAGGGGCACAACAAAUCAGUGAUAUAUUGGGGGGCCUGACCAUGCAGCACCUGGAAAGUCAGAACUAAAAUUUUAAAAUUAAUACGGAAAAUGACCGGUAGCCGAUGAAGACGCGAUAAGACAGGGAUGAUGUGAGCAGAUUUGGGCAUGUCUGUCAGAAAUCUGGCGGCUGAGUUUUGGACAAACUGGAGCCUCUUUAUCGCCGCCUUAUUAAAACAGAUGAACAGAGAAGUACAGUGAUCAAUACUGGAUGAGAUCAACGCGUGAAUGAUCAAUUCAAGAUCUGGUUUUGACAACAUUCUCCUCACAAAGAACAAUCCAACUGAAUGUUGUCAGCGUAAAAGUGAUAGGACACGUUUUAAAAUUUUAUAUUUGCUGAACUAUAAUAAGAUUUAGAUUACCUUGGCUAGGUUAUGAACCAACCUGGAGACUAAUUACUUCAGGUACUUGUACUUAUAUUGGUUUCAGAAAAAGGUCUAAGAGGGAUCACUGUUAUGCCAUUGUGGCCCUGUGUCAAAACUAUUAAGUACUUGCUCAUCAAUAUUUUGUUCACAACCAUGCCCAUCCAAAAAGGACAGGUGACUGGGCACUGGGUGCUUUUCUCGCUUGCUGGAUUUCAUACUAGAUCUAUCCCCCCAUGCUGUUAGGUGGAUUUAAUUUCAUCUUUGUGUAAUUUCUCCUUUCUUGUGCUUUUUAUUUCAGUGCAGGAGACAGAAUCUUAUUGGUGGACGACUCCAAUGAUGACUGGUGGAAGGUGGGUACAAAAGUUUGCCGCUACACCCAGACCCCCACCAAAUACUGAGUUAGUUGUUUUGGUUUCCUGACGGCAAACAAACUGCCCAUGUAAGACACGAACAGACAAAUACAGAAAUUUAGGCUGUAAAUUACAGCAGCAAGGCUGCAGGCUGCCGGGGGGACACAGAUGCAUGGCUGAUAAAUUAGGUUGACAAAAGGGCCAAAGCGUGACUGUAUGGAGGCAACGAGCUUCCACCAGACCAUGAAGAGACUCAUCAUUUUAGCACUGUUGUAGUUGUUGUUGUUGUUCUCCUAUCCGUGCUCUGCAUAAACAAAGACAUCUGGUCUGUUCGGAAUUUUACACCUGUUGUGAAGUCAGAGUGAGGACACACCUGUUAUAUCUCCCUCACAUCCUGAACGCGAGACAAGUUUCUGAUUUCUAAAACAGAGCUUUAUGUGAGAAUAAUCCAAAACCAAAACCCCCUUUUUUAAAAAGAUUUGUGGCAAUGUAAAAUGUAUUCAGCAGACUUUCCUAAAGUUUUAGUCUUUGAUGUGUUUUCCUUUCAGGGAGUAAUUGAGGACAGGAUUGGUUUCUUCCCAGCGGCCUAUGCUCAUCAGGUGCGGGUCGGGGACCAAGUGUUCAGAUGUAACAGGACAUUUAUCGGGUGUAAGGAACAAGGCCAGAUUACCCUGAAAGAGGGACAGGUAAAGUCAUUUACUCUUUGUUAAUAAUCCCUCUUCUCACUGUGUUGAUCUGUAAAUCACUUUUAAUUCCUAUUUCUAAAAAUCUCUUGUCGCUCACAGCCCAUUUUCAUAUUUUUAGAGGUCUGUUUAGUUCAGAAGGAGCUCUAGGUAGACCUGAAACCCCAACACUAGGCAGUUUAGCUCACUACAAAGCUAGUUCUCCUACUUUAUGAUAAGGUAACAAGGUUGUUUUAGGGUUAAUUACUUUCUUGAAACCCUAAAGACAAAACACAUAAGGGAUGAUUUAGACCGAACAUUAGCAGCGUUAAUCCCAUGAAUAUCGUAGUCAUUACAGGAAGGGGAAGAAAUGACCUCUAUCAGGGAAAUUAAAAUGUCUACAUUACACCUGCGUGUAAUUCAUGAUCACACCCAAACUAUUAGAGCCCAUCAGAUUCACAUUACCCAGCAGCUCUCCAGCCAUUUUAUUGCCCUCCUUUGGCUCCCACCUUGCCUCUUACCUUCUUUCCUCACUCACACUUGUUCACCAAACAACUCAUCUGGGGCCUGCUGACUGAGGGUCCCUCUUAAGAGUUACCAUUAAAUUAGCAUUUUGGUGUAAUGGAUGUACUUGGAUUAGACCCUCUUUUUCCCACAAUGCUUUCCAGGGCAUGUUGGGACUCAGAGGAUACAAGCAAGCAACCCCCAGUGGAGACGAAACCACUGAAAACAAGAGGAGUGCAUGACCUUCUGCUUUUCUUUUCCAGUCACAUCAAAACUCGAGGGAAAAUGAUGCAGAAUGCUCAAAACAAACAUGUAGACACAAAGUUUUCUGGUCUAUUACAAGGGUCAGUAAAUAAAAAAAACAAGGGUUGGAAAAGUUUUCGCUUUUUUUUUUUUUUCUAUAAGAAGUACAUCAUUUUUCCUUGAAUCAUCUCAUAUUUCCACUCAUGGAAGGUGAAUUUGUCCUGAUUUUGUGACGUAAGACUGUCAAAAUAAAUGUAGUUUUUAAUUUACGUCUACUUUUACACAAAAACAACACCUGUAUUUCACAAUUAUGGCAAAUUUAAGAGAGACACCCAUUCAAUGUUGAGGGAAAAUGACAUUAAAGGGAUAUUCCGGUGUAAAAUUAAGUUAGGGUCAAACACACUGUAACACCGAAUUAGACACCCCGUCGAGAGAAGAAUGUUGCAGACCGCUUGUUUCUCUAGUUUAUACCAACUUUAGUAACGACCACAUGAUAGCAAUACACAGUGGUCUCAAUAGCCAUGCGCUCAACCAAAACGCCACUCUAUAGCCACAAAUAAUGCUCAGAACAGCAUCUAACUUCAUCAACAGCACAUAUAGGGUCCCAGCCAUAGUACUAGCCACCAAACAUCUUUUUAACUUUGCCUAAUUUCUUUAGUAAAGAGACUAAACACAACUCACCUACUCUCUUCCAGCAGCCGCUUGUUGGUACAGAGAUCUCAGGUGAGUCCAUUAGCACAGUGGGGUGACGCAGCUCAAGGAAGAACAUUUAUGAUCAUUUCUUCAUGGAAAUGCAAUCAGACUGAAAUGCCAAGGCAAAAGAACUAGCGUGUCUGCAGUGCAAAAUGAUUAUUAUGAUGAUUAUUACUUCAAGGAAAUGAUAAAGAAAUGAUCAUGAAUGUUCUUCCUUGUGCUGCGUUACCCUGCUCCACUCAGUUUGGACUCGCCCGAGGUCGCCGUACAAACAAGCGGCUGCUGGAAGAGAGUAGGUGAGUUGUGUUUAGUCUCUUUGCUAAAGAAUUUAGGCAAAGCUAAAAAGAUGUUUGGUGGCUAGUACUAUGGCUGGGACCCUAUUUGUACUGUUGAUGAAGUUAGGUGCUGUUCUGAGCAUCAUUGGUGGCUAUAGAGUGGCGUUUUGGGUUGAGUGCAUGGCAUGAAUUUUACAUCGGAAUAUCCCUUUAACACACAACCUUUAGAUAUUAAAUGCUGAGAUGCAGUUAGGAAACUUGUCACAGUUAAUACCAUAACUACAAACACUAUGUAAUCAAGAAGUGGCAUGAGAUUGAGCCAGAUGCCACAUACUUUGCUUCAGAAAUACAAUAUUACAACAUUUAAUACUCACACAGAACAUGGGGAAACUCUCAAAUGAGUUUGUUAACCUACAACUAUAUCGUACCCUGCUACAGGCUACUUUAAACACCAUUUUUUUUCCUAUCUUUUAGAUAUUUUGAGAUUAUAAAAUUGCAAACCCCUCUUCAAAGCUGCAUUUGUAGACUUGUAUUGGGGUGAUGUUAUAAUUUGGGUGUUGCACAGCAGCAGUUUACCUGCAGUUUCAACAUACUGUGUGUAAAUACGCACAAAACAAACACAGGAUCUUAGCUAAAACUUGUUGUUUUUACAGCCACACAUGAGUGAGGCUUUUUCCUGAAUGCCACUUCCGUUCUGGCGGCAGCUGUGAUGUACAAUCGUGUGAGUCAUUACAGCGUCUGUGUGUAAAUGACUCGCAGGACUGUUUGAUGUAAGUGGAUGGGCAGAAACGGCUGGGGAUGCAAAUAUGAAAUCCUCUGUAAACCAAACCCUGUCAUAUCAGUGAAACCCUGAGAGGUCUAGCCAGGCUACAAAGUCUGGACCCUUUCCUUGAACUAGGACUUAGCUUUGGUCUAAGCACAGCAGCGCAGGGACAUGCCCACAUUUGCAGCAUAGCAGGGAGCUGGCGAAUCAGAAAAAAAGUGGGCCUGAAUGAGGGCUUAAAGAGAUAGUACCCUGGAAAUGUCUGUGUGUUUUUGUUUUUUCACAUUAGUGAUUUUUCUCUUUUUCCCCUUAGAUCUGUGUGGGCAGCGAGAGUGAACACAACGGCUUCAUUAAAGUGGCAAGUGGAAAAAAGAGGGGCUUUGUGCCCUGUGAUGUUCUGGAAAUCAUCUGAGACAAACACUUGGAUGGAAAGAGAGUCAGAAGAGGGAGGAUCAGCCACCUGAAGGUCAGAUGAGGAUGAAACUGAACCUACAAAAAGGCUACAAGGAAAUAAAGGGAAUCGCCUCAUUGGUGUUUUUGAACCGAACUAUAAUUCUGAUUUUGUCACUGAGGACUCCAUCCUGCUGCAGCUCAGAAACUCUGUACCCUCCUCACUUCACCUAAAAACAGAGAGAGAGAGAGAGAUGCAAGGCCCACCAGGAGACCUCUGUUUCACUGGAUUUGUUUUUAUUUAUAUAGCUGAUCAUAUUUGUGUUUCCUUAUUAGUUUCAUUCUGCAUCAAGCUUUUUAAUCAGACUGUGGCUUAGUUCUGAGUUUCUACUGCUGGUAGAAACUAAACACUCACUACAAUGAUUACUUUCUCCGCUUUGAGUGCAUAUAAUUUAAUACAUACAAUUACAUAACACAUCAAUUCCUCAUGUUUUCCAAUGGUUUUAAAGCAAAAUCUGUUCAGUCUGAGUCCACGAGAGAACGAAACCCCAGAAGAGAAACAGCAAAGCUCACCAGAUGCAACAGAGAGGUAUGGAGGAGUACUUUGACAAAACCAGAAACUUCAGAAAUUCUCAGCAGUCUUCCAGAAAUAUCCUCCUAAAGGUCUUUAAGGUUCGAGUGUCAAUUACAGCUUUGCAUUAUGCUUAGUAAUAGCGGUUAAAGUCAUGUUUUAUCAUCAUCAGGAAGAGAAACUUUAACAAUCUGCGUGUUCGUAGAUGCAAACCUACCAAACUUCAAACUUCAAACUUACCAAGAUUAAAACUUUUGACUUUGAUUUAUUCAAUGAUUUAGUUUUCUUUUUCUUUGGUCAUUUUGUCAAACAUUUCAGAGGAUAUGGUGAAGCUAAGACAUAAUAAGGACAUUCUGAACUCUGAAUGAAAAUGAUGCAUCUCUGCUCAGCAUGUUAACUUUAUAUAUGGUCAUUUUCUAAAGGUUUUCAAUGGCACUCGUGUUUCCAGAAGUUUGGAAGUGCAUUAAUGGAAAAGUGGUCCAUUAUAAUAGAUUAAAUAUAUCUCUAAAAAGUUGCUCUGCACUGAAAACUUUGCUUUUUUGAAUGUCAAAGAAUGCUAUGCUGUAUAUACUGUACAUACAAGAUUAAAGUUUCUUGUUUAUCACAAUGGAGUGUUUUUUUUUCUGCUGUUUAAAAUGUAUUCAGCAGUUUCUGAUGACAACAACUUUAUUAAAAAUAAUCCUAGAAAUUGGAGGUGUUUCUAAAUAUCUGUUAAGGUUCUCAUCUCUGCUCACGAAGGAUCCCCAAAAAGUGCUGACUAUAGAAAUAAAGUAUUUUGAGGCCUGCAGGUGUCCUCCUCACUGCAGGUCAGCUAACUUUAUAUAUUUGACUCUGGCACCACCCUUUGGUUUGUAAUUGUCACAACAUCUCGCCUCUAACUAACUUGCACUGCAGUCUGCAGAUGACACCGGCCUCUGAAAAGAACGUAAAUGACAUUUAAAAGGGUUCAAAGUUUUACUAUUUUUAUCAUUUUAUUCAGUUUCAAAGCUUAUCAAGACUAAAGAAUUUGUCUGAAGUCGUCCACUGAUCAGGAAACUUUUUGUCAGCCACUGAAGUUAAGCUGGAUUUUGACCUUAAGCGGCAACACUCAAUCAAAUGUCAUGACUUAGCUCUACCCAAAUUACAGCUACUCUUUUUAUAUGAAUAACUGAUCAAAUGGCUUUAAUGAUGUGAGAGAGAACGGCUCAUUUUGAUGAUAAACAGCUUUAAAUCCUAUUUCUACAGCUCUGAAGAGGUUUUAACAUCUUUGAUGGACUGGUGGGGGGUCCUUUAUGGCACUUUAAUAUUUUGGUUUAUAUACUCCAAUCGUGUAAGUAUAACAAAAGCUUCAAGGACUUGCUGUCCUCCUACAGCAAAGUCAAAGUUGACACCAGCUGAAACACCAAUAUCUUUCUGAGAAUGGUGAAGUAGCACGAAGGCAAUUGUGUCAAAACAUUAACAUAGAUAAGCUCAAGAGCUAAUUUUAUAUUUGCGCCUCUUCUUUACAAAUUUGAAAUAGAUAACUAUGGUUCAUUUUAGCUUGACCCCAAAUUUGUCAGAGCAUGUUGCGUGUGAAAGAGUGCACACAUGAUGUGUGAGUGUGUAAAAUAGUGGUUCAGAGGGUGUGAAACAGGAAGGAGACAAACCUUGGUGGAGUGUGUUCAUCUGUCAGCAGUUUAAAAGCUGUGAAAAACAAUACAGACCAUGGAAACUGAUCUUUUUCUCUUUUUAUAUUUUCACUAUACUUGUCUUUAAUACUGUUUGUCCCUUGCACUACUCUUUUCUUUUUUUACACUUGUUCUUUUAUCUUUUAUCAUAUUUAAUUGUUUUUUGUACCCGGUGUAAAUGUGUGUUAACAAUUUUAAUUUCCCCACUGAGGGAUGAACAAAGGAGAAUCUAAUCUGAUCUAAAAGACACACGACAAGGUCACCUCUGAGAAUAAAAGAAAAAUGCAUUAUGUGAGUUUUGACUGGACAUAUUUUGGUGUGUAACAGGAAGGGCGCUGUCAGGGGUUUUUGCACAUCAAGCACUUUUUGGUGAAGUGUUUGUUGAAGAGUUAGCAGACAUCAUAACCCUUAAAACCGAUUUCCCAGAAAAGCUCUGGGCUGUCUUAAGAGAAGUGUUCAUUGUCACUGAGAUGUCUGUUGACAUCUCAGUGUCAUUUCUACAGACACCAAUUUGGUUUCAGAGUCAGAGAUGACUUUAUUUGCGCUACCCUUCUAUUCUCAUUGCAUAUAAGCUGCUAUUCUCAUUCACAAAGAAGUCAUAUUCUUACCUGGGCUUACCCCGCAAUAGCUGUAUUAACUUUGAUUUCACACAAUUAAUGUGAAUUUAUAAAGAUCAUAAAAUUCAGAGUACCUGAAACCCAAAGCAAUUAUCUCUUACCUUGUGCAAACAACAUUAGCUUGUGUGCUCAAUCUAUUUAUUUGUGCACACAAGAUAAUAAGGUGUCAUUAAAGGGAUAUUCUGAGUUAGACACCACCUCGAGAGAUGAAUGUUGCCGACCGCUUGCUUCUCUAGUUAUACCAACUUUAGCAACGACCACAUGAUAGCAAUACACAGCGGCCUCAGGAGCCAUAAACAAACCUCAACCACAGCGC